Cynara cardunculus var. scolymus (artichoke) is the source of this 1272-nucleotide messenger RNA. RefSeq lists its product as uncharacterized. Gene Ontology annotation, biological process: proteolysis. The transcript has a single exon. The coding region runs from base 1 to 1272 and encodes 423 amino acids. NCBI's taxonomy places the organism in Eukaryota, Viridiplantae, Streptophyta, Magnoliopsida, Asterales, Asteraceae. Gene Ontology annotation, molecular function: zinc ion binding; nucleic acid binding; aspartic-type endopeptidase activity. The record is from RefSeq and is a predicted model, not a curated record.
AUGGAGAAACUGAAUUUAGUGGGACAUGUGGCCCCAUCAGAAAAAGAAAAAAAGAAAGCUUAUCUCAAGGGACUGCCCGCUGACAUGAUGGUUAUGAUUAGGAACUCGAGGGCCUCCACCCUUAGGGAGGCAAUUGAGGAAGAGAAAGUCAUGGAAGCGAUCUAUGCCAAAGGAAGAGAAGAGAAGGGGGAAAGUGGUGAAAAGAGGAAGUGGGAGAAUCAGUACGCACCUUCCAAGAGACCAAGCCAUCCCAACAACAACCAUCGAGGAGUUUACCCUAGGCAAGAGGCAAGAUGGUGCUCUAAAUGCCGCACUAAACACCACGGCCCGUGCACCACGAACCUUUCUCCUGCUAAAUGUUAUAAGUGUGGGAAGCCAGGACACACGCGAAAUGAAUGUCCCAUCAAAGGACCCAUCUGUUUUGGAUGUGGGGAGUCGGGCCACUUCAGAAAUGACUGUCCGAAGUUGAAGGCGGGAGGGGGCCAGGGAAGGAAAGAAAGUACCCCGAAGACAACCGGUCGAGCCUUUCAGAUGACUGCGGAGGAAGCGAAGGCAUCGUCGGAUGUAGUGUCGGGUACGUUCCUCAUUGACUCCAUACCUGCUCACGUACUUUUUGAUUCCGGUGCUUCAUGUUCUUUUGUGUCCACAACAUUCUACCAACUCUUGCAUACGCCUCCUAGUACUCUAGAAGACGCCUUGGUCAUCGAACUAGCAAAUGGUAGUAGAGUUCUAGUACACGAGGUUGUUAGGGGUUGCGUGUUGAGAAUCGAGGGUGAAGAAUUUCGGGUGGACCUUAUACCCAUGACGAUCGGUGGGUUCGACAUCAUCAUUGGAAUGGACUGGUUAGCAAAUAAUCAAGCAGAGAUCUUAUGUUCCAAGAAAUUAAUUCGUAUUCCUUUGCCGAGCGAGGGCGUGGUGUUGGUUUAUGGAGAAAGGAAGAAGGGAGACGUAGUACUCCUAUCGGUGGCAAAGGCGCGCAAAUGCUUAGCUAAGGGGUAUCCCUCAUUCAUAGCAUACGUGAUGGAUGCCAAACUAGAAAAAGAGAGGAUUGAGGAGGUGAAAGUGGUCAACGAGUUUCUUGAUGUUUUCUCAGAAGAUUUACCCGGUUUACCACCAGUUAGACAGGUGGAGUUUCGAAUCGAUCUUAUCCCAGGAACCACUCCGCUUGCAAGAGCCCCUUACCGAUUGGCUCCUUUUGAAAUGCAAGAGUUGAUGUCUCAAUUGAAGGACCUUCUUGAGAAAGGAUUCGUCAGACCGAGUUUGUCACCUUAG